Molecule: messenger RNA, 645 nt
Organism: Theileria equi strain WA
Lineage: Eukaryota; Apicomplexa; Aconoidasida; Piroplasmida; Theileriidae
Product: 50S ribosomal subunit L24, putative
Exons: 8
Coding region: 1-645 (214 amino acids)
Biological process (GO): translation
Cellular component (GO): ribosome; mitochondrion
Molecular function (GO): RNA binding; structural constituent of ribosome
Source: RefSeq, a predicted model, not a curated record
AUGUGUUCUAUCGAUUUGGUCCAUCCAGGUAUAUCGCAACACAUAGAAUAUAAUUAUCCGAGUGCCCCGUUUUAUCAUGUAAAAGUUGAUCUAACGAGGCUUCGCAUAAAUAACUGGUUCAGUCAUCUUCAAUACAGAGGAGCGAAAAUUGCAAAACCUAAAGACCUGAUCAAAUUUUGGAAAAUAAAACCUGGUGACAAGGUUGUUGUUAUAAGUGGUAAAGACAAGGGGAAAGUGGAAGAAGUGUUAAUGUGUGAUAAACUACGGAACCAGGUAAAGGUAAAAGGCUGUAAUAUGAGAAAACUAUUUGUUGACUCACAACUUGUACAAAUUGAGAAAAAGAUUCACUAUUCUAACGUACAACUCAUUGAUCCCAUGCUAAACUGUGGUACAAAGGUAACAAUUCGCUAUGGUUCAGACAAUAAACCUUUGCGUGUUUCUAAAAAGUCCGGAUGUGUAAUUCCCUGGCCUGAGAAGAAAUCGGUAGAUAGGGGAGAUUUAAUCGAGGGUGAGAAGGAUACAAAACCAGAAAUUGCGCUCCAACGUACAUACGAUUACAAAAAGGUAUCUCAUACGACAAUAUCAACCAAAAAAUCAGGAUGUGGAAUCAAUGCGACUACUACGCCAAACGAUGAAAAAGUAUAA